CGGAGGAGGCACAAUGACGGGCAGCAUCGAGGGACUUGAGAGGUUUGACAGUCCCGGAAAAGGUCGAGGUCUCCGCGUUACCAGACCGUUUAAAGUUGGAGAGCUCCUGUUCUCCAGCCCGGCGUACUCUUACGUGCUUUCAGUGAAAGAGAGGGGCUGCUACUGCGAGUUCUGCUUCACCAGGAAAGAGGGAUUGGCAAGAUGUGGGAAGUGCAAGAAAGCCUUCUACUGCAAUGUGAAAUGCCAGAAAGGGGACUGGUCCAUGCACAAGCUGGAGUGCUCGGCAAUAAGUGCAUUCGGAGAGAACUGGUGCCCCUCAGAGAUAACCCGCCUGGUGGCCCGGAUCCUCGCCAAGAAGAAAAUGCAGAAAGAAAGAUGUGUGUCUGAGAAGCUCUUGCUAAUAGAAGAAAUACAAUCCCACGUGGAAGACGUAGAUAAUGAGAAAAGAGAGAUGAACGAGGGAGACAUUGCCGGACUGCAUCGCUUUUACUCCAAACACUUGGAGUUUCCUGACCACAAAGACCUGCUCACACUGUUCUCCCAGGUUGCCUGUAAUGGUUUCACUAUAGAGGAUGAUGAAUUAUCCCACAUAGGUACUGCAGUGUACCCAGAUGUGGCACUGAUAAACCACAGCUGUCUUCCCAGCGUCAUAGUCACGUAUAACGGGAUGUCAGCCGAGGUUCGGGCUGUGCAGAACAUGAAGCCGGGAGAUGAAGUGCUCAUCAGCUACAUAGACCUCCUUUAUCCAACAGAUGACCGCAACAACAGGCUGAGAGAGUCCUAUUACUUCACCUGUGACUGCAAGGAAUGUAAAAGCAGGUCCAAAGACAAGGCAAAGUUGAAAGUACGUAAGCAGAGCGACCCCUUUGAGCCGGAGGUCAUCAGCAAUAUGGUGCGCUACGCCCGGAAAACCAUCAGAGAGUUCAGAGCCUUCAAACACACAAAAACCCCUAGUGAGUUACUGGAGAUGUGUGAGCAGAGCCUGGAGGAGAUGGGAGCCGUCUUUCAUGACUCUAAUGUCUACAUGCUCCACAUGAUGUACCAGGCCAUGGGAGUUUGUCUUUACAUGCAAGAUAUAGACGGAGCGAUCAGAUACGGCGAGAAGAUCCUCAAACCCUACAACCAGCUGUAUCCUCCCUACUCCUUGAAUGUGUCCUCCAUGUACCUGAAGUUGGGCAGAUUGUACAUGGGGAUGGAGAGGUACUCCAUGGGCAUUAGCGCUCUCAAGAAGGCAAUGGCCAUAAUGGAGGUGGUUCACGGGAAAGAUCACUACUACUUGACAGAGUUGCGCAAAGAGAUGACACGAAAAUGAAGAGAAAGGAAGGAAAUGAUGAAAUGUGGCUGAUCCCUAUGGACUGCAUACACUCCUUUGAUUAGGAGCUCUACAGAACUGUAGGCACUUUCUACCCUUUUUGGUAUUAGAGACAAUUUAUGUUUUUAUGGAAAGUUUUAUUUAUGGAUUUUGAGAGGUUGAAUUUUUAACUUUAGUUGUGUGAAGAAUACUUUUGUACCUCCUUGUUAAAAGUUCUUAUGCCAAGGUGAAUAGCUGACUGUGAAAUGUGCUUUUUACUCUCAUGUUGACCGUAAGGCAUCUGAGAAGUUCUUUUCCAAACUGUUAAUGAUUUCGUAUUUGUUUUGGCUUGUUGACUGACACGUCAGCUGGACCCGGUCAUCCAUCAGUCGAGAUGUUUACGUUUAUGUGCAGAGGGUCAGUGCAACAAAAUCCCUGUCAGCCAGUCAGGACAGCUGCCUCACCACAAGGGGCCUAUUAAAGCUGCAGAAUGUGCCCAAGCCACAAUGGAGGGCAGGGAUAGAGGACUGUGUUUGCAUUAACACCUUCUGUGACUGCUCUGUUAUAAUUAAUGUCUCCAGCGCUGUGUGAGAAACCCCUCUCCAACACACACAGUAUUAGUGGCUAAAAGAAAAUGAUUCAAAAAUUCCAAAAUAAAUGAAUUUGUGGCCACACUCUUAAAGAAAAUAAGGCUUUAUUGCAUAAUAAGCAAGUACGACAGCUUCAUACAUGUCUGGGGAGAGAAAAACAAAAGACUUGAUGCACUGAAAACGCAUAUACAAAACAUAUGUACACAUACUUUGAAACGUAUUUGGGAGUUUUGCCAAAAAAAAAGGAAAAUUAAAGGGAAAAAUUAAAUAUUAACAAACAGUGGAAUGCCGUGUGAGAAAAUACUGUCACAAAAAGAACUGAAGUGCAACAAAACACUUACAUGUCAAGAGAGCAUAAAGCUUAUACUUAUCUGAGAAUAUAUACAUUGAAAUAUAAAAAUGCAUGCAUAGUUUAUUAUGUUGCGGUAUUUUUAGGGUACCAAGUCCAAAAAAAAAAAAAAAA
This is a messenger RNA of Seriola dumerili (greater amberjack), 2344 nucleotides long. RefSeq names its product N-lysine methyltransferase SMYD2-like (gene smyd2b). The transcript is spliced from 12 exons. Bases 14 to 1312 code for a protein of 432 amino acids. Gene Ontology annotation, cellular component: nucleus. Gene Ontology annotation, molecular function: protein binding. NCBI's taxonomy places the organism in Eukaryota, Metazoa, Chordata, Actinopteri, Carangiformes, Carangidae. The record is from RefSeq and is a predicted model, not a curated record.